GGUAUUUUCAUGCUCUAUUCCCGUCAGAGUGAGUGAGAACUCAAUGAUGGAUCCACUGAUAGGAGCCUUGUAUCCUUCUGAUGGGUUCCCAUCGGACGAUCAGUCAAUAUCUGCUGUUGUAGAUCAUUGUUUAGUUUCUAGACCAACUUUUCAAAGCGCACCUGACAGAUGUGGAGAGAUGCAUCAUUUGGUUGAUGUUGCCCCAUUUUCAAAUGAAUGUCAUGAUGCACCGGACACCGAAGAGACUGAAUUCUCCGAUGCAGUCUUCGAAUACAUAAGUCGCAUACUCAUGGAAGAAGACAUAGAAGAGAAGACGUGCAUGCUUCAAGAUUCUUUGGAUCUGUUGUCAGCUGAAAAAUCCUUUUAUGAGGUCCUUGGCCAAAAGUACCCGCCUUCACCUGAGCCAAGUCGCACGAAUUGUAUUACCUACAAUGACAAACAAUCGAAUGACAGUCUCUUAGACAGCACUAGAUAUACAAGCACUGUCAGCAGUAGAAAAACCGGACACUAUGCCAAUGUUCGUCAGGUUGAAAAUCCAAGCAAUUAUGGUACUCUGAGUUUUGAAAAAGAUAUUAGUCCAGCGGCGUUUAAACCUAAUCGAGGGGGUAAUGCACAGAGGCUUGACUUGUGUGGUGAGAACCAAUUCGUACGGCAGUUUAGGAUGGGGGUCGAGGAAUCCAGCAAGUUUCUUCCUAAUCAAGCAACUACCGAACUUCUACAUCAGGAACCACACGGAAAGAUUGACAAAGUAGACCGUCUCGGUGCAUGGAAGAGAAAAGAGAGUCUCCAUAGGGAGGAAGGGAACAUGGAAGAGAGAAGUACCAAGCAGGCUUUUGUUCAUGAAGAAUCCAUACUUCGCUCAGAUGCUUUCGACGUGGUUCUACUUAACAGCCAAGGGGAGGGCCUGGCGCAUCUUAUGAAUCUCCGUGCAUCGUUGAAGCACAGAGAGAAUGAAAUCGCACACAAGAUCGAAGAGCCCAAAGGUGGCAGAGGUCGUGGCAAGAAGAAAAGAGGGAAAGUGGAGGUAGUCGAUGUGAGGAUGCUCCUCAUCCGAUGUGCACAAGCUGUGGCAUCAAAUGAUCAUAGGAGCACGAAUGCUCUGCUGAAUGAGAUCAGGAAACACGCCUCGCCUUUUGGCAAUGGGACCCAGAGACUCGCUCACUACUUCGCUAAUGGUCUUGAGGCGCGGUUGGCCGGCACAGGCAGCCAGAUAUAUAGAGGCCUCGUCAAUAGGAAAACAACAGCAGCUGAUAUGCUGAAUGCGUACCACCUGUACCUUGCAGCCUGUCCAUUCCAAAGAUAUUCUAACGUGGUCUCGAUCACGUCGAUUUUAGAUACAGUGGCAGAUGAGAUGAGGAUUCAUAUAAUUGAUUUCGGCAUUCUUUAUGGAUUCCGAUGGCCCACUCUGAUUCAGCGCCUUUCCCAGAGACCUUGUCCACCGAAGCUCCGGAUCACUGGCAUAGACUUGCCUCAACCUGGAUUCAGGCCCGCAGAAAGAGUCAAGGAAACGGGUCAGCGCUUGGCAAAUUACGCUGGAAGUUUCAACGUGCCGUUUGAGUACAACGCCAUUGCGAAGAGGUGGGAGUUCAUUGAACUCGAGGAACUCAAGAUCGAUAGGGACGAGGUGACUAUAGUCAACUGCAUGUUCAGGUUUGAGAACUUGUUCGACGAGACCAUCGCGGAAGAAAGUCCGCGAGACAUUGUCCUCAACCUGAUAAGAAGAGCCCAGCCGGAUCUCUUCAUCCACGGUGUUGUCAACGGGAACUACAAUGCCCCGUUCUUCGUCACUCGGUUUCGGGAGGCUUUACAUCACUUCUCUUCUCUAUUCGACAUGCUUGACAAUAUAAUACCCCACGAAAACGAGGAGAGGAUGCUGAUCGAGAAGGUUACGUUGGAGAGGGAGGCGUUGAAUACGAUAGCCUGUGAGGGAUGGGAGAGAGUGGAGAGACCGGAGUCGUACAAGCAGUGGCAAUUACGCAACAUGAGGGCCGGGUUUGUGCAGGUGCCCUUAAGCAGGAGGCUAGCGCAGUUCGUAUUCAACCAGAUGGCUUCGCGCUACCACAAAGAUUUCGUCGUAGAUGAAGUCGGCAAGUGGCUGUUGAUAGGAUGGAAGGGACGGUUUCUAUACGCCUUUUCUACUUGGAAACCGGCAUAGCGAGAUCGGUGCGUGCGCAUUGUUAAAGGAGCAAAAAUGAGGCCGUCACUAACAGCACCUGUCAAAAAUCAGAAGAUGACCGGGGAUGUCGGAAUCCCUUCAUCAUUCUCCUCAACAUGUUUAUACCUGGGUUUUUACCCAGGUAUGAGCUUUGCCAAUGUUGUGAUUGGCUUGAUUGCAUUGACUGAAUGGUUGAAUUGAUGAAACCGACACCCAUAGUGGCCGGAGGCGACCAGAAGAGGCGGCGACCAAAUGGAGCCAUGGUGUUUUUGGGCCAAUGUCCAAGCCAGCCUUAAUUCUUGUAAUAGUUUAGCUUAAAUUAAUUCCAGUUAGCCUAGUUUAGACGUUGGUAGCUUAAUUAGCAUAUGCUUUGUUAAAUAAGAUCAAUUGGACUUAACCUCACAUUCAAAUAAACGAUUAGAAUUGUCUAGCUUUGAUUUCACCUUAUUCGAUU
Molecule: messenger RNA, 2609 nt
Organism: Eucalyptus grandis
Lineage: Eukaryota; Viridiplantae; Streptophyta; Magnoliopsida; Myrtales; Myrtaceae
Product: scarecrow-like protein 9
Exons: 1
Coding region: 44-2155 (703 amino acids)
Biological process (GO): regulation of DNA-templated transcription
Cellular component (GO): nucleus
Molecular function (GO): sequence-specific DNA binding; DNA-binding transcription factor activity
Source: RefSeq, a predicted model, not a curated record